AUGGGUAGAUUCACCAUUGUGAUAACACUUCUCAUCAUCGCUUCAUUCGUUCGAUGUGGAGAGUAUGAUUUCACUGUAGAAGUUGCCGCUGGAAAAUUUCAAUGCUUCUUCCAGCCAGUCGAUCUUACUAAACACAAAACUCUCGAAGUCGAUUAUCAGGUAAUUGACGGUGGCGAUUUGAACAUAAACUUCAUGAUUCUUCAUGGAGCGAAUAUAUUGAAACAAGAUCAGCUCAAAGUCGACGGAUCACAUAGAAUCGAGUUGAACCAACCAGGAGACUAUCAAAUUUGUUUCGAUAACUCAUUCAGUUAUCAGUCGAGAAAAGUUGUGUUCUUCGAAAUUUUCUUGUUCGACGCCCAUGGAAAUUUGGAUGAGACCGAUCUCUCAGCGAUGGCUCGCACUGAUGCUGACCUCUCUUCAAAGAUGAACGAGUUGGGAGUGACAAUUGACGAAUUCCAUCGACGCGCAAAUGGAAUCAAGAACAAUCUGAACAAGGUCGAGUAUCACCAGGCACUUCUCCGUGCACACGAGGCCCGAGAUCGUGCAGUAAUGAGUGCCAACUUCGAUCGUGUCACAUUCUGGAGCGUCGUCCACACUCUCGUCAUGGUCGGGGUGGCCGGAGUUCAAGUCUUCAUGAUCCGUUCGCUUUUCGAAGAAAAUUCGAAAAUAGGAAAAGUUUUGAGAAAAGGAAAAUUCGAUUGA
Messenger RNA from Caenorhabditis briggsae, 702 nucleotides. Bases 1 to 702 code for a protein of 233 amino acids. The transcript has 3 exons. Gene Ontology annotation, biological process: Golgi organization; intracellular protein transport; endoplasmic reticulum to Golgi vesicle-mediated transport. Gene Ontology annotation, cellular component: endoplasmic reticulum-Golgi intermediate compartment; COPII-coated ER to Golgi transport vesicle; endoplasmic reticulum. Lineage: Eukaryota; Metazoa; Nematoda; Chromadorea; Rhabditida; Rhabditidae. The record is from RefSeq and is a predicted model, not a curated record.